CUGAUCAGUCGUAAAACUUGUGUUCUUUGAUCGGCAUCCACGAUUUGUUUUAAAUUACUACUGCGAAGUUUAUACCGCAGAAAUAGAAUACUUAGGAUUAUUAAUUGAAUACCCGCAAGUUACAAAAAUUGAACAAAAUGGCACAAGAUACUGAAAAUUCAGCUGAAAAUGAAAAUGAAGUUACAGAAAGUACUUCUAAUGCUUCUAAUAGAGUCAUCAGUGAAUUACCGGGAAGGCCAUUUGCUAUAACCAUGGAGGUACCAUUAUUUUUAACUCUGUUAGCUGUAUCACUUUCAGGAACAGCAAUUAGUAAUAUUAUUUUAUAUCGGACCUGUGUUUACUCCCUAAACCACAGUUUAGAUGAAUGCAAAAUUUUUCUUACUCCUGAAAAAUCCAAUGUGACACAUAAGUUAGAGGAAGAAGUGCAGAAGUAUGCUACAUUCAUACAGACAGUUAAAACAGUAUUAGAGUCUAUCAGCCCGGCCAUACUUUCCAUGUUUCUUGGUGUUUGGUCUGACACUCAUGGCAGAAAACCCCUCAUAGUAUGGUCUUUACUUGGUAUCACAAUGUCUUCCAUGUUGGUCGUCAUCUACAGCAUGAUGCACCUUGGCCCAUGGUGGUAUGUUCUCACCUCCAUACCUUUCGCAUUCACUGGAGGGAUCAGUGUAAUCUUUACGGGGGCCUACUGCUACAUAGCUGAUAUCACGACAAAAUCGACGAGAUCGCUCAGAAUAACAAUAUUAGGAGCAGCGGUGUCAGCUGGGAGUGUGAUGGGAUCGCUGCUGAGCGCAUACCUGAUCAAGGCGGUGGGAAACGUCUACCUUCUGCUGAUAGUGACGGCUUUGUACGUCAUAGCGUACGCGUUCACUAACAUCCAUCUGAAGGAGUCCCUGAAUGGGGCUAUACCGGGUGGUCUUAUGUCAGUUCUGGACUGGUUACUCGUGAAGGAAAUGUUCAGAGAUUGUUUCAAGCGGCGUCCAAACUACUUAAGAGCUCAGCUGCUUCUGCUAACAUUUGCCAACAGCUUGUCAGUAUUCAUGCUCUAUGGCCUCUACGGACUGAGCUACAUGUAUACCAGAGAGAAACUCCACUGGGCUCUGAAAGACUACACGCAGUUCUCAGCUGUGGAUACUACUAUAUCCUUCGCGGGGUCAUUUUUUGGAGUAGGAGUGCUCCAGAAAUACCUACCUAUUGGAGACAUGGCCCUUUCAAUCGUGGCGCUGGUGACGGUUGCAAUCUCGUAUAUGAUCAGGGGAUUUGCUACGACUACAUGGCAUUUCUAUUUGGCUGCUGUCAUUAACGUAUUCAGUGGGCUUUCGUCGCCGCUGAUAAGAUCCUACUUAUCCAAGGUCAUGCCGAUGGAGGAUAUUGCUAAAGUAUUCGCUCUGAUGGGCGCCAUAGAAGGCCUGGCCCCGAUAAUUUCUCCAGUGUUGUACAACGCCUUAUACGAGUUCACGAUCAGUUCGUUCCCUGGAGCUAUUAUGUUGUUGACCAGCGGACUUUGUUUGGUCUGCGCUACGAUGCUGAGUACCGCUGUUUACUACAGAUGGCGUGCCAGCGUGCCCAACUACCAGCCAUUGGAAAUAAACUCGUAGAUAAAUAAAGAAUAUUAUAAUAUCAAACAACAGCUGUUGAUAUUGUGAUAAAAUACGUAAGUAUAAGACUGCAAGAUACGCAAUAAUAGGUGCUUAAAAAAGGUCAAUCAUUUGAAAUGUGUUCUGCCAUGCUUAGCAAUAUUUUACAAGAACAAUGUUAAUAAUAGGUAUUUUAGUAAGUUACUCAUACAUAUUAUUCUGAACAGAAAACAUAAUUUAAUAAGUAAUAAUUCUAUUAACGUUUUUUGCACCGUGUGCAUGAUGUAUUAAUAGGAGUAAAUUUUUAUUUUUAUUUUACUAGGACUAGUCUAGAGGUGACUCCCAUACUCAUAGACUAGUGAGACUACUAACAUUUUAGCUGAACCUUUUUUAUCUAGUUUAAUCAUCAAGACAGGUAUCACAGUUAUUUUAUGAAAAAAGGUGUUGUAAUUUUUUAAUAAAAAAGAAUUUGAUUAAUUACAAAAGACACAUAAAGGUGACUCACAUAGACUCGUGAGACUAGUAACAUUUUGGUUAAGGCUUUUUUUAUCUAGUUUGGUCAUCGUAACUAGUGUCACAGUAAUUUUGUAUAAAAAGGUGUUUUAAAAUGUUAAAAAAAAGAUUUUGAUUAA
Molecule: messenger RNA, 2206 nt
Organism: Ostrinia nubilalis (European corn borer)
Lineage: Eukaryota; Metazoa; Arthropoda; Insecta; Lepidoptera; Crambidae
Product: probable peptidoglycan muropeptide transporter SLC46
Exons: 7
Coding region: 138-1595 (485 amino acids)
Biological process (GO): transmembrane transport
Cellular component (GO): membrane
Molecular function (GO): transmembrane transporter activity
Source: RefSeq, a predicted model, not a curated record